AUGUCAACAAAAUGGGUAAGUGUUAAUCAUUUUUGGGGAAAUUUAGUUGCAAUGUAAAAAAACUUGUUAACAAUUUUAACUUUCAAAAUUAUAUAUUCCCUUUUUAACCUUAAGCAGUUUUAGGUAAAACUCCACUUGACUUGGCCGCAGCAUACCCGCAAUAAAAUUGCCAUAAGCUGUCUACUUCCACAAGGAGCUAAUGUCACGGCACAUCAGGCUAAAAAAGGCUUCACCGUUCUCCAUGAAUGUAUCGUGGCCAACAACACAACAUUGGCCAAUCAUAUCCUUACCCGGGUGGAUGCGUUAGCCUUGUUCCACAUUACCACACCAGCCCCUGCCCCCCAAAGUGCAAUGACUUUGGCUGCUUGCUGGGGCAUGUCAGACCUGGUGGAGAGCUUGAUGAGAUUGGCUCACAAGAACGGGUUUAAUGUUGGUGGGAUUGCCAAUAGAGAAAUGGAGAGAGCUGGUUGGACUGCUCUUCACUGGGCUGCUGCUGGAGGAAAUGUCGAUUGUGUAAGGAGGAUUCUGGACACGGCGAAAAGCAUCAAAAUUCUUAAGAAAAACGUGUUGUUGCCAGCGAGAUGCGAUUAUAUGGUAAGGAUUUAAACGUUUUCUAUGUUGGUUUCUUAUAGCACUAUUUGUACAAAAUUUCUAUAUUCGAAAGAUCAUUGUUUACGUUUUUACGCAGCCUUGCAAGAAUUUAAAUACAAUUUUUAAUUUUAGCAUCAAAUUGCGCUACAGACAGCAGUAAAGAACAAAUUUCUGGAUGUGGCCGCGGUACUGCUGGAAUACGGAUCUGAUCCGAAUCACACCGAUUACCUUCGUCAAAGCAGCUACACGAUAGCGACGGACAUCGAUGUAAAGACGCCAGGAUUCAAGGCUAAAUUCAACGAAAUUUGCAAAAAGACGAAGGCUCCGGAAGAAAAAGCUGUCAAGACUAGAAAGAGAAUGGCUGCAAAGGUAAGACAUUUACUGUGGUUUAGAAAGAAACUUACAGUAUUUUAAAGUUAGUACUUAUAUGUAGUUUGCUUCAUUCCAUUGUGAUAAAUAAUGUCUAGUAACAGACUGUUGGAAAAUUUUAAAAAUCAGAUAACGUCUUAACGAUAGAAGUUUCAUUUAAUGUUUUUAGGACAAAGUAGAACCAGCUCCAAAACGAACCACGAAAGAUGACAGACGCUCUUUUGAUUCAUGUUAUCAUUCCGACAACUCAGUCGACUACAGCAAUCGCUGCUCUUCAGAAGUGGCCCAACAAUGGUGUCAGACUCCUGUGAAUACUCAGUUCCAAAAUCCAAACUUCGGAUUGAACGCUGUAACGAACACUGCAAAUGCAUCGAACUACAAUUACUACAACAACGGAUCUUAUGGCAUCAACAACAGUAACAUGAUUACUACUACCAAUAUGAAUACUGUCAAUUGUCAACCACAAAAUUGUACUUCUUUCUAUGUUCCCACUAGUGCUAACGCGACUAAUUGGGCUCCAAGCGGCAAUGUUUUGUACAAUCAGACCCCAAAUAUUUCUAUGCCAAUUAACAAUGCUGUUUAUUGUGCUCAAUAUAAUUUGCCAAAUAUGAAUUAUGUUCACAGUUGUCUAUCACAAAACUUUCUUUACAAUUCAAGUCUGUCUGCUCAACCUUUAGUUCCACCACCUUCAAAUUGUAAUGGAAUGUCUUCAUUUUUUGUUGCACCAAAUAACUUUAAUUAUUAAUUUCACAUUUCUAUUAUUUGUACAAUAAAUAAUAAUGUAUACAAUGAGGAUAAGACAUUUUAUUAUAAACAAUAUAAAAUAUCUAAACAAAAACAUUAAAUGAUAGACAGAUUCUAAGAAUGAACUAUCCACAACAAUGUAUAAUACUUCUAAAAUGACACAAUUUCUAAACGUUUUUCUGUCAAAAGUGCAAAACUUGACUUUUCGUGUCAUGUGUUCCUAUUUUUAUUUAUUUUAUUUUUCAGGUAAAUUCAAGCGUAUUUCAGACCUGAUUGAUCGUGUUUUAAGUUUCUAAUUAUUAGUUUACUUAAUUAUUAUUGCUAUUUAUAUUGUUGAACUUGUUUUUGUUAAUUUAAGGUAAAUCCUUUGUCUGUAUUACGUUUUUAGACAGAAAAAGCAAAAGCUACGGGUAAACUUAUAAACUUUAGAUGUUUUCCAAGCUUUUAAUCCAAAAAUACCUAACAUGUGCCAUUAUACAGCCGGUGCGAGGGAAAGCGGCCAAAUUUAAGUCUAGGAUAGCACCAAAAAAAUAAGAUGAAAAGUUCAUGUUGGCUUUGGACAACUUCGACUUUUACUACAGUCCAUUGUUCGGAAAACGAUGGCCAUCAGUUCGAAUUGGUCUACUGAUUCAAAAUAAGUAUGUGGCGGUGCUAAACAGGCUCAGCGAGGAUUAUGAGCAGAAGUUGUAGGUAAUAGAGAUCUGGGGACAGUUGAUGUGAUCGGAUCUUUGAAAAGAGGCAAAGCAUUUGAGAAAGUCAAGGAGAAGGUGGCAAAGACUGGUGAACAAAUUGGACAAGAAGAGACUGGGAUUGUUAUAGAAGGGUUAGAGGAGGAAGACGAGUUCGUGGACCGAGUGAACGGAGGUUUGGUUGAUUUUACAUCUUCUGAAGGAGAUUAUGAGCCAGGACAAGUUAAACAAGAUGUUGUGGAACCAAACAGCAAUCAAAUACAGUAAGUUUACAGGUUUAUGAUUUUUUUAAAUGGACUUAAUUUUAUGUUACAAAUGAGGUGUUUUUUGCGUUUGGAAACUGAUUUUUACAGCUAAUAUUGUUAUAGUGGUAAAACAUCGAUAUUUUGGUAAUUGUUAAAAUUACUUUUUGUUUUUUAAACGUCGUCUACAUCUAUCGGUGUGAUAUUAUUUAGAAUAACAGGUCUAGAAUUUCUGAAUUCUCACCUUAAGACAGAAGAAGGUGUCAUAGAGUACCCGAGUGAUCUGAGGAUACUGUCUUAUGCGAGAGAAGUGUUCGACAACUACCCAGCUCUAAUGAAGGAUAAGAACGGUAUUUCAAGUAAGUGUCUUUACUCCGAACCGAAGUAUGAAGUUUUAAAACUGUUUUACUUUUAUUGUAUAAGUUAUAUUAUAAAUUGAUUUAAACUUUAUAUUAUACUGUUUUCUUUAAGGUUGGUGGUUAUUAGACGGAGGUUCUGUCUUACCAGUACUAGCGUUGGAUUUAAAGGAAGAUGACAACGUUUUGGACAUGUGUGCAUCGCCUGGCGGAAAAAGUUUGAUGAUUAUUCAAUCUGUAAAGUUUGGUACGGUUGUUUGGUUUCGUAUGCCUUAUUUUUAAGGAAAAAAGUCAUGA
Molecule: messenger RNA, 3288 nt
Organism: Bursaphelenchus okinawaensis
Lineage: Eukaryota; Metazoa; Nematoda; Chromadorea; Rhabditida; Aphelenchoididae
Source: the annotation of a GenBank genome assembly